Molecule: messenger RNA, 1135 nt
Organism: Larimichthys crocea (large yellow croaker)
Lineage: Eukaryota; Metazoa; Chordata; Actinopteri; Sciaenidae
Gene: dnajc8
Product: DnaJ (Hsp40) homolog, subfamily C, member 8
Exons: 9
Coding region: 54-809 (251 amino acids)
Cellular component (GO): nucleus
Source: RefSeq, a predicted model, not a curated record
AUGAACUGCGCGCUCACGUGACGCCGCUACGUCACAUGUAAACCAGGGGCAAGAUGGCGGCGGCCGGAGGAGAGCCUUCUUCACACAAUAUGUCGGAUGAAUUAUUUCAGAACUUUAUCUCGGAGGUGAAGCAGAUUGAGAAGAGAGACUCUGUGUUAACCUCCAAGCAGCAGAUUGACAGAUUGCUCAGACCUGGCGCGUCCUACUUCAACCUCAAUCCCUUUGAGGUGCUGCAAAUUGAUCCAGAUGCAACAGAUGACGAACUCAAGAAAAGAUUUCGUGCGUUGUCCAUUUUGGUCCAUCCAGACAAAAAUCAGGAUGAUCCAGACAGAGCACAGAAAGCCUUUGAAGCUGUGGACAAAGCAUACAAACUCCUACUGGAUCCAGAUCAGAAGAAGAGAGCCCUAGAUGUGAUCCAUGCAGGAAAGGAAUAUGUGGAGCAUAUGGUAAAGGAGAAAAAGAAACAGUUGAAGAAGGAUGGCAAACUGUUGGACGUGGAGGAGGACGACCCUGAAAUGUUCAGACAAGCAGUGUACAAACAGACCAUGAAGCUGUUCGCAGAGCUUGAAAUCAAGAGGAAGGAAAGGGAAGCAAAGGACAUGCAUGAAAGAAAAAGGGCAAGAGAGGAAGAAAUCGAAGCAGCAGAGAAAGCAAAGCGAGAGAGAGAAUGGCAGAAGAACUUUGAGGAAACAAGAGAUGGCCGUGUGGAUAGUUGGCGGACCUUCCAGGCCAAAGGCAAGAAGAGCAAAGAGAAAAAGAACAGGUCCUUCCUUAAGCCCCCGAAAGUCAAGAUGGAGCAGAGGGAAUGAUGCAGUAAAAUGAGACUUUAUUAGAUUAACUUCACUGUUCUGAAAACUCCAGUUCUGUGUAUCGUCACCUCGUCGUCAUCACACAGCCAUCGGGAUACUACGACAGCAUCCUCGUCCUGACCCUGACAAACGUAGUUUUGUACUUGGUUUUUCUAAUGUACAUAUUUCUGAUCGGGAUCCAGAGAUCAUACCUGCCUCAUGUAAGAAAGAGAAAUGAUGCAUCUUCCACUCAUGUAACGACGAGAAAAAUGUGGUUUGUCAUUGUGUUCUUUUCUUCUUUUUUUUUAAAAAAACACACAAAAUAAAGCUUGGUCUUAACAAGCCUA